AUGAUUGUGUACCAAUCUUUAGUGUCUAGUGUAAUUAUUGCGGUCGGGUUGUUUGUGAGUGGUGAGUGGGAGUAUCUAGGGAGAGAGAUGGAUGGCUGUGAGCCUGGGAAGCUGAGCUAUGUGAUGAAUUUAGUUGGGACGGCAAUUGCUUGGCAAGUGUUCAUGAUGGGCGCAGUCUGCAGUCUGCGUGCUUCAACAAUCGGAUACUGCUUGGAGGCUAAUAACCGCAUCUUGGUGUAUCAGUUUGCCACUCAGGGCUCUUUACAUGAUAUAUUGCAUGGUAGGAAAGGAGUGCAAGGCGCUGAACCUGGUCCUGUGCUUAGUUGGAACCAGAGAGUGAAAAUUGCGUACGGUGCCGCUAGAGGCCUCGAGUACCUGCACGAGAAAGUUCAGCCUCCAAUUGUCCAUCGAGACGUCAGAUCUAGCAACGUGCUUCUGUUCGACGAUUUCCUGGCAAAGAUUGCGGAUUUCAACUUGUCGAAUCAGUCGUCUGACACCGCAGCGCGGCUGCAUUCAACUAGGGUCUUGGGAACUUUUGGCUACCAUGCUUCAGACCAAGGGUGCGUACGGUAA
Messenger RNA from Syzygium oleosum, 573 nucleotides. RefSeq names its product probable protein kinase At2g41970. Gene Ontology annotation, biological process: protein phosphorylation. The coding region runs from base 1 to 573 and encodes 190 amino acids. Lineage: Eukaryota; Viridiplantae; Streptophyta; Magnoliopsida; Myrtales; Myrtaceae. The transcript has 3 exons. The record is from RefSeq and is a predicted model, not a curated record. Gene Ontology annotation, molecular function: protein tyrosine kinase activity; ATP binding.